Vigna umbellata (rice bean) is the source of this 494-nucleotide messenger RNA. NCBI's taxonomy places the organism in Eukaryota, Viridiplantae, Streptophyta, Magnoliopsida, Fabales, Fabaceae. The record is from RefSeq and is a predicted model, not a curated record.
AAAACAUUAUUAGUUGGUGAGGUCACAGGGUGAGAGAGUGAGAAAGAAGAGAGAUGGAGCUUUCUCAGCUUGGUUUCUUAGAAGAAUUGGUAGCUCCAAGAAGAGAGACAUGGAAUGCUUUGUCCAGUGGGUUCUUGGAGCUAUUGUCUAAUGGUUGGAGUUUUGACACUUUUCUUGAUAACCCAUCUUUCCCCUCCUCUAACACCCUCUUUGGUGCAUUUUCAGCACCAUUAGACCGCAGAUUUGAAUGCCCUUUCACCAAUGAACUACCACCAUACCCAUUUCCCGAUGCCUUCACAAUGCCAUUGCCAGACCUUCAACCUGGCAACGAUCAUCCCUCACCUCCACUUCCACCCACACUCGAGGAUGCAGAUAUUGCCUUUUAUCACAACAACAAUAACAACUUUCAAGAAAUCAAGACUGUCUGCAAAGUUGAAGAACAUGGUGUUGAGAAUCCACAACCCACAGAGAUUCCACUCUUCAACACAGCCAUG